Cladocopium goreaui is the source of this 489-nucleotide messenger RNA. The record is from the annotation of a GenBank genome assembly. Lineage: Eukaryota; Dinophyceae; Suessiales; Symbiodiniaceae.
AUGGCCAUGGAUGGCUCCAUCGGGCUCAGGUUCGUGGGCCUCUACAGCACUGAUGCAAAGGUGCCCAUGAUUCAAAAGGCACCACCGUUCAACUCCGUUCCAUUGCCAUGCGCAGAAAUUCAGAUCGUCACGUUGAUCACGAGCUGUGCCUCAGCCACGGGAUGCGCUUCUCUGCUGCUGGCACGCCUAGGCUUUUCUGCGAUUUCCUCUGCCAUUUUGGGCGGGGCUGCAGCAUGGCCAUUUGGUUUGUUGGUGAAAGCCUUGCGAGGGACCCCAGGAGGACUGACCAUUGGAACAGAAAUGGACAUCACCACUGCCAGGUAUGAAUGGCGACCCUGGUCCCCUGCCCACAUUGACAUGAACGAGGCUUCGAAGCACCUGUUGCGACAUCACCACUCCUGUGCCGUGAUGACUCGGGUUGAGAUGUCCUCAUUUCGUGUGGAGGACCUGAUGAUGAACCUGGAGACGUUUUUGUCAAGAGCCACUUGA